ACUAUAUAAGGCCGGCGAGCCGAACCGCUCGCCCUUUUUCCUCUUCUCCGCUUCCGACGGGCUGCAGUUUGUUUGGUGCUGGCCUGUCGCCGUCCGACGCCAUAUCGAUAUGAAGAUUUACAAGUGCAUCAUCUCGGGCGACGAGAUGUUCUCCGACAUCUACAAGAUCAAGGAAGGCGCCAGGGGUAUCGUAUACGAGGUGGAGGGGAAGGUUAUUUCCAGAACAGAAGGAUCAAUUGAUGACUCUUUAAUUGGUGGCAAUGCUUCCCAAGAAUGUCCUGUUGAUCAGACCGAAUCUAGUACAGUCAGCGGUGUUGACAUUAUUUUAAAUCACAAUCUUAAGGAAGUUGGCUUUCGUAAAGCUGACUACCGAACGUACAUAAAGGGAUACAUGAAACAUCUGAAAAACAGAGUACAGGAGCGUAAUCCAGAUGAAGUGAAGACUUUUACAGAAAACGCUCAGGCAGUUAUUUCAGAGAUUCUAUCUGAUUUUGGAAGCUAUCAGUUUUUUACAGGAGAGAGUAUGAACGGUGAAGGCAUGGUUGGAUUGUUAAACUAUCGUGAAGAUGGUAUUACUCCAUACAUGGUUUUCUUCAAGGAUGGUUUGGAAAUUGAAAAAUGUUAACUCUGCUGCCUACAGUUCAUCAUGUUGAAUUCAUCGAUCAUAAUGGCCUGCUGCUCACCACUUUACCUGCAAUAAAGUUGGACUGGUAUCACUGAGCUGAUUCAUGAUCAGAAGUGGAAGCAUUGUUUUAACAUUUAAGUUGUAAUAAAGUGCAUUAAUCACCCAAA
Stegostoma tigrinum is the source of this 792-nucleotide messenger RNA. It is a transcript of the gene tpt1, whose product is annotated as tumor protein, translationally-controlled 1. The record is from RefSeq and is a predicted model, not a curated record. NCBI's taxonomy places the organism in Eukaryota, Metazoa, Chordata, Chondrichthyes, Orectolobiformes, Stegostomatidae. Gene Ontology annotation, molecular function: calcium ion binding. Gene Ontology annotation, cellular component: cytoplasm. Bases 110 to 625 code for a protein of 171 amino acids. The transcript has 6 exons.